Messenger RNA from Actinia tenebrosa (Australian red waratah sea anemone), 2907 nucleotides. RefSeq lists its product as uncharacterized. Lineage: Eukaryota; Metazoa; Cnidaria; Anthozoa; Actiniaria; Actiniidae. The record is from RefSeq and is a predicted model, not a curated record.
UGGAUUUAGCAUGCGUAGAAACAAUCGUGUAGAUCUUUAAGCAUUUGAAGAAGCUUAUUUAGAGAAAUAUAAAUGGUUUUGAAGCUUGCUAAACUCAAUAAGAAAUAAUUGAGGCCCGACAAGAAGUAUCUUGAAUCGUGGACAGGUAUUUACAGGGAGGCACCGAGGGAAUAUUUUGGCGUUCAGCGUGACAUGUGUUGUGUUUGCUCACUGCUUCAUUGGAUCCUUUGAACUUGAUAAAUUCGUUGUAAAGAUGGUUCAUUGUCGUUGCACUCUUUCUAACCCAAUAAAAAGUAUCUGAAACAAGUUCCUUCAUUCAGGACUCGACACGUUGGCAGUGUACGAUAUCUUCAAGCAAGCUCAUCUUGUAGUAAUUCUGUUAUUAUAAUUGAUGCGUUACGACGGCCAAUCUAUUUUGAAGGUGAUUAUGAGCUGCACCAAGAAAACUCAAGAUGAUGCUGUUUCCAGUGAUGCGAAACUACAAGCUGAAAUGAUUCCCAGCAAAGAAACUUCAACUAUGGAAACGAUCAAUAAAAGCAAUGGCACCCUGCCAAUCCCCAUGAUUCCAGAAGAUGACAUGGAUGAAAGCGAAGAAGGAUUUCCUCUUAUUACGUCAGUAUUUUCCCUGGCUUCCUCCGAAUCGUCAGAUUCCCAAAAAUCACCGGGAAAAGAGUCAACGGAAAUGACGUCACGAAAAGAUUCGCCUCCUUCGGUAAGUCUUGCUACGGGUGGUUCUCCUACACGUAAUGGGGGUAACGUUUCUCCUCGUCUCUUCAGACCGCUUGCUGCUAGUAAGCCAAAACCAGCCGUUGACAAUAAAACAGGUCCAGAUAGAAACAAUGCUCCUUAUUACGUGGGGAAAGGGAAAUUGAUUCUUCCAARACCAAAAAUAGAAGACAAUAAAACACAAGCCUCGUUGUCUCAAUCGACUAUGGCGUUUAGCCAGAUUAUGAGCUUCGGCCCUCAAAAUAACAAUACUAUCAACAGUUCAACGACUACUGUGGGUAAGGAAGGCACUAGCCAAGCCCCUGUAAUGAUGACACGAAGCGCUGCUCAUAAGAUUAACUCUCAGCCAAAUACCCAAGUAGGAAGCUCUGUUACUGGAAUUGCAGCACCAGUGUACCAAACCCAAUCUAUCCCAGCAACCUCUACCAGUCAACCAAAAGUAGUGAACUUAGAUAACACGGUUCAGUUCCUCAAUGUUAAAAAUGCACCAGGUCAGGCUACCUUUCCUGUACGCACACCAAAUACCAGUUCUGAAAGUGCAUUGUCGUCCUCGGUGUUAAGUUCAAGUUCACCGCUUGCAAAGUUAAUAAAAAGCAUUAGUCCAAACACUACGUUAACUAAUGUCAGUCUAACUCCGACAACUACUGUUGCCAGCACGACGCACGCGCCAGUAGUAGUGACACCAGUUGUGUCAGCUCCUGGUAAUUCUCAAAUGUGGUCAGCACGACCUAUAAACAUUGCGCCUGCGCCAGUACAACAAAUGGUUGCUUCAACACCUUCCGUCAACACCGGAAACGCUCCACGUUAUGUUGUGGUAUCAAAAACAGGAGUUUCUGCGUCUAAUAUUCCUGUUACUCAAGUAGUUUCUGCCAAGGGAGGAGGUGUGAACAUACCAAAAGUUUUCAUGGUGCCCAAUACUGCGUCCACUCAAGGGGCUAAACCCGGAACACAGGUUUUAUAUCUAUUUGAAAACCAGGGCGCGGGUGAUGGGAAAACAUAUCGGAUUUUAAUUCCGGAUCGAAAAGUGGCAGGACAACCCACUACCACUGUCCCUUCACAAAGUCCAGUUCCUAUUAUAACUUCAAAUAAUGGAAGCAUUGUAUCAAACACUCAGCUGGUGAGAAUCAUUCCAAAACCAGUAACGACAACCGUGGUGAAUCAACAACCGAAAGUCCCUAUAGUGACCCAAACAGCAAGUCCCACUGUGGUGAACUUGAAUACAAAAAAGGCAGCAACAGUACUGAAUGCUAGUAGUACUACAAUAGCAUCGACAAAGGUUUCUACACAAAAACCCACAGAGAAAGGUCCAACAGCUGAGAAGUCUUCUAGCGAGAUACCGACAUCAGCGCCGAGUCCUUCUGAAGAUGCCGAGCCUAGUGUAGAGUCUAUUGAUACUGGGCUUAGCCCCCAUGAGGCUAGAAUUCAAAAACUGAAAGAACUGCUUAAGAAACAAGAAGAAGCCAUUGAUCGGUUGAAACAAAAGAGGCAAAAAGAAAUCGACGAUGUGAGAGCUCCGCCAGUCGAAAGCUCAAAUUCCGAGGGUGCAACAAGCAAGAGGGACAGCCCAUUUGCUGUUCCAUUGCCACCUAAAAAGGCACGGUUAGACCAAUACAGAAGCAAGCUGAGCGAAACGAACAGAACUGUCCAAGAUGGAUUUUUGCCCAAUACUGAUGAUACCCAAUUCGUUAAACUGGUCGGACUAGAGAAAGUCGUUGAUAAACUUAAAGCGAAGAAGAUGCAAGAACUUAAAGAAGUUCAAGCACUUAAUUCUUUAGGCAACAACACGACUUCAUGAAGAUACGAAAUUUUCAGGUGACGGAUAAUAGAAAAGGGAAGAUCAUUAUUUGUCAUGUAACAUUAGACGGUGGGAUUCAACAGAGACGCGCAACUUUAAGRCGCGAAUACCCAUUCGGUAUGUUACGAUUAUUUGACUACCAUGACCAAAAUGCUUUGCUCGCUAUCGAUUUUCAGUGCUGUUCCUUUCCUUAUGAGGGAACGAAAAAAUAAUAAUAAGAUAGUAAAGGGAGCAUUUUGACAAUUGGUAGUCAUUAUUAGAUGAUUUGACUUCGCAAGAAAUGAAUACCUUGUGAAUUAAACGCUAUGUGACGUCAUUUGUAUGAAAUAUGUCUUCCGCUUUGGAAAGUUUAGUGAUAUUACCUAAAAAAAAAAAAAAAAAAAAAA